AUGUCUGCUCCUACCCCCCCUCUGCCACCCGAUGAGGAUCGAUCCAGCGUGCUGUUUGGGACGGCCGUUGGGCUUCUCAUCCCAGCUGGAAUCAUGAUCAUACUUCGAACCGGGGUUCGUGCCUUUAUGACCAAAAAUAUGAGCUGGGAUGAUUGGUUGAUGAUCAUCUCCAUGCCUUUUGUCAUGGGCGGAGAAAUUAUUUCAAUUGUCUCCACACGGUAUGGCAUGGGGCGACAUAUCUUCUACCUGUCUCCGGAGGACAUGGUGAUGGCGCUUAAGCUCAACACCAUUGCGCAACCGUUUAACGUCCUGGGCCUAUUCUUCGUCAAGGCUUCAAUUGUGGCUCUGCUUAUACGCUUGAAGUGUAAGACUUUGUACAAGGCUAUUCUGUACACGACGUUAGCCUUUCUUCUAACAAUUACGAUUGUCGGUGUGGUCAUUGCCUUUGCUCAAUGUCAGCCGUUCGAGAAGAACUGGUUUGUCCAAAUGCCCGGAACCUGCUGGAGCCGGGAUGUUUUCACAAACGCACUGUAUAUCCUCCAAGCAAUUACUAUUGCGACUGAUGUGUGCUAUAUUGUUAUUCCCAUUUUUAUGCUCUGGAAUGUGCAGAUGGCCAAGGCCACCAAACUCGGUGUCCUGGGCGUGAUCGGGCUUGGAUUUAUUUCCAUGGUUUGUUCAAUUGUCGCUAUUCCUUUUGUGCAUCAGUUGGCCAAGAGCGUUGAUAUCACUUGGGAAGUUGUUGACCUGGCAGCCAUUAAAAUUGGAGAAGCCAAUGUUGCUAUUAUCGUCGGCUGUAUGCCACCCAUGCAGCCGGUGUUCAAGAAGAUCAAUCAGCGUUUCUUCAAACAGAAAACCGUUACGGGCAACAGCUACGAAGAACGAUUGGCGCGACUGAAGCUCAAACCUGGCGAAUAUGAAAUUCUCAGUGGCAAAUCCAAAAACAGCAAAAACAGCAAAAACAGCAAAAACGACAUUGAUUCUUACAACCACACUUUUGCCAGCGACACCACAAAAAGGGAUCCCAGCAUAGACGGCCACGAGAUGUAUCUACUCGAAAAUGGUACGGCCCCUGCCGGGCGAGCUCAUGAAUAA
This is a messenger RNA of Aspergillus tanneri, 1092 nucleotides long. RefSeq lists its product as uncharacterized. The transcript has 4 exons. Lineage: Eukaryota; Fungi; Ascomycota; Eurotiomycetes; Eurotiales; Aspergillaceae. The record is from RefSeq and is a predicted model, not a curated record. The coding region runs from base 1 to 1092 and encodes 363 amino acids.